This is a messenger RNA of Culicoides brevitarsis, 865 nucleotides long. Its product is annotated as glucosidase 2 subunit beta. Gene Ontology annotation, biological process: N-glycan processing. The transcript is spliced from 2 exons. The record is from RefSeq and is a predicted model, not a curated record. Lineage: Eukaryota; Metazoa; Arthropoda; Insecta; Diptera; Ceratopogonidae. Gene Ontology annotation, cellular component: glucosidase II complex. Bases 173 to 748 code for a protein of 191 amino acids.
ACCCUAAAAUUUGUUUUGAUUCCGUGUUUUCGUCUCUCAUGUAGCAAAAAGUCGAAUUUCUCCCUCAAAAAAGCACGAAAAAUCGCCAAAAAUUACCUUAAGCAAUGCCAAUUCGUAGUUUUAAGUAGAAUUUUUUCAUCGCAGCGCAUCGCCCACAGUCAAAGAGUCAAACAUGAAAAAAGUUUGGCUACACAGGGAUCACGUCUACAACCACAAACCCUUCUACAAGCAAAAAAUCAAAGUGCUCGUCUUCGUUCUCGUCAUCUUCACAAUGGUCUUCUUCGGCUACCAAAUCUUCUAUCUCAACAAACUGAUAAUUAAUUCGAUGGAAACCACGCAAAUUCUCGUCGUCGAUACGCCGGAAGGCAUCAACGAGGACACAUCACAGCAGGAAGUCAAACCAUCGUUAACGUCAAAUGUCCCAAGGGGCAUCCGACUGCGCGAUUUGGAAAUUUAUUCCAACAAAUUCAACCAGAAGCUCUUCAAGUGCUUCAAAAGUGGCAGAGAAAUUCCCUUUGAUCGCGUCAACGACAAUUAUUGCGAUUGCGAGGACGACGGAAGCGAUGAGCCGAGUACGAAUGCGUGCGCGAACGGCGUUUUUUACUGUAAAUAUCAACAUAGACAUAAGACGGGAAGAGGCGCUUACAUGUCAAUUCCGAGUUCGAGAGUGAAUGAUGGCAUCUGUGAUUGUUGUGAUGCCAGCGAUGAGUGGCUGGGCAAAGUCGAGUGCAGAACCACUUGCAAAUGAAGAAUUUUUUCUUUUAAUUUAUUGAAUUUUCGUUAAAAAAAAAAAUGUUAAAAUGGAUUUUGUAAAUCACUACACUGAUCAUGUCAAUUUGUUACGAAAAAAAGUUUAUUAUUAAAA